Molecule: messenger RNA, 1569 nt
Organism: Aspergillus uvarum CBS 121591
Lineage: Eukaryota; Fungi; Ascomycota; Eurotiomycetes; Eurotiales; Aspergillaceae
Product: F-box domain protein
Exons: 2
Coding region: 1-1569 (522 amino acids)
Molecular function (GO): protein binding
Source: RefSeq, a predicted model, not a curated record
AUGUCCAACUUAGCGCAGAACACCGGACUGCACAAUUUGCCCCUUGAGAUCUUUGAGUUAACCCUUACACACCUGGACCUUAAAUCGAUCAAGGUUCUCCGCUUAGUCGACCGAAAGCUGGCAGAGAAGUGCAUCGGGCCCCGAUUCCUAAGGUGCAUUCAACAGCCUGUCCUUGAUGUCUCACCGCAGAGUCUUCGCUCUCUGCAUGCGUUGGCGUGUAAUCCUGUACUCAGCAAGAAGAUCCACUCGCUGACAUUUCUUGCCACGACUAUGGAACCUUCUGAGUUAGACAAGAAUAUCAAAUCUGGAAAGUAUGUGGCGCAGAAACUUAAUAAGCUCGGAAACGUUGUUUCCAGAACCAAGGUCAGAUUUACGCCAGAGGAACUGGAAAAAGCCAAAUCUGAUCUGUGCUGGCUCAAUGAACAGCAAGAAGCUAGAGACCAGGAGUCACCCAGCGAGAUGAUGGAGGUCCUGCAACUUACGCUCAAUCUGUUUGGAACCUUGGAUGUUAUCCGCUUUGAUGGCGGGGUCCUCCGCGGUCGGACGGAGAGAAAGGCUCCCAAUUCUAGAGACUGGCAGCCACUCUGGGCGCGAGCCGCGCAAAUCUUCUUGUUGGUUUCGAAGGCAAUGGUGCAGAGUAGGAUCUCGGUGAAGAGCCUCGAUAUAUUUCGUGAUACAGAUAAAUGCUGUAUUCCGAUUGACAAGAUUACCGAUAUUGCAUUGAAUCUUGGCUCAGCGCAGCUGGGGAUGCUCGGCAAGGAUCUGAUAUCGCUUAAGCUCAGUAUUUCUAUGGCUAUGGAGGAUUCUCUUCAAGACGAGGAGGAAGAUGAGGAAGAGGAGGAAGAGGAGGAAGAGGAGGAAGAGGAGGAAGAGGAGGAAGAGGAAGAAAAGGAAGAAGAAGAAGAGGAUACCCGGCCUGUGCUAGAGGAUGGAACAUCCGGAAUAGCAUCACUCUUUCUCAAAUCUGCACCAGCUCUUCGAGAGCUGAACUUGGCAUUCCGGCGCACUGCAUAUGGACGGAAAUUAUUUCACUACUACGAUAGGAUCGUCGACAGUAUCGCUCAUAAAACCCAAUUGCCAUUGCUGGAAAGAUGUGCGUUAUCCGGGUUCGCGGUCAAAGGACAGUCCCUGCUGCUUUUUCUCAAAAAGCAUUCCAACCUCCGCUCGUUGACACUGCAUGAGUGUCACCUAACCUCUGGGUCAUGGACCCCGGUCUUUGCUUAUCUGGAGUGUUCGAUGCCAAGACUGGAGAAUCUCAGCCUUAAGAACCUGUUUGGGAGACAUAUGCAGAACCUGAAGGAUCAUGCUUUACCCGAUCCGACUCUUGGGCAAGAAACAGAGGAUGCCGAGCAGGAGGGCAAGGGGCUGGUGGUCCUGCUGCCAAUCUGGGAUACAAAUCGGCCACCGCGUUGCACACGCUACUCGCAUUCGAACGGUUUAGCUGUGCACACCAGGGACUUUACCCGCGAGGACUUGGCCAAAGGACUGGUGUUUCAGCCUCUUAGAAAAGGGCCUGGACGCGCUCUUGGUUCCCCUGAGCUUAUGCGCUGGAAUAAAUCUAGGACUUAA